CAUCUACGCGGACCAGGCAGCAGACGGGACUUGAACCCGCACCCUUCGCUAUCCGGGCAAAUGCACUGACCAUUAUGCUACCGCGACCCUGACGAACGUGUCGAAUUAUUUCAUGCCUUUCUUAAGCCGCAAGGCAGCACCAUGUCUUCGCAUUGUAGGUAGCGAGACGAUUGAAAAGUAAGUAAAUUUGAACGUAAAAACAAAUUGACAAAAAUAUUAGAGAGAUGAAGAUGAUGUACUAGAUCAGUGAUCAUUUUAUGAACACAUUUGUAAUAACAAAUUGGCCAUAACUAAGUAUAAAUAAGAUCUCUGGCCAUCACCUUUAUCAUAAACUUUUUGGAUCAACAAACAGUUUCACAAAAUAAUUUCUUAAAAAUAAUAACAAUAAUAUGGUUUAGGUAGUUCAAAAUAAGCUGCACUUGCAGCUUAAUUUGAACAUAUGAAAAGUGAAUGUAGUAAAUGAUGUUGAUUUCAAGUUGACAGGAUAUUUAAAAUACAUUUUUUGAACUUUAUUUUAUUUAUUUGCUUUUUUCCCUUUUACCCUUCCCUUUCUUUUUUGCGGUGUAUCUUUGAUAUUUUUUUCAACUUUUUCGUCCUUGCGUGCCUGAACUUGAUGAUAACCAGCGAUUAAUUCUUUAAAUUGACGCGAGUAUGACUUGCUUGGGAACCCACUAUAAUGUUGAAUUUUGCCAAUGACCCUUUAGAUCAGAUGACAAAGGCUGAACAAAUGAUUCAGAUUUAGUAUGUAAUGUCAAUUUUAUGUCGCAUACUCGUCCUUACUGUUUGAUCAUUUUGGAAAUGGUUUUCUUAGUGUUGGCUACUUUCUUUCGUUUAGUAAUUUCCAAUGAAACACAAGAAGUACGUAAUAGAUAUUUGAAUAUGUAUUUUAUGUCUGUUCUCUUUGUUUUCCCUCUCAGUGUCACAGCUUGCUAUUUAUCUUCCAUCGCGUUCGUCUUUCUCUUUGUGCACGUGGUUUCAAAUCAUCGAUAGAUUUUUCUUUUUCUUUUAUUGCAGCAUAGCGUUUUCUCUUAGCUAUUCUUCGGCUGGCAAAAAUUUCUUCUUUAGAUUUUUUGCGUGCUAUUAUAACAGCUCACGCAAUAGUCACCCCGCGCUCACAGCAACGACUAGAAACUGUACCACGGACAGUUUAAGCUAGCCUGAGGGAAACUACCAAGACGCGAUUCAGGCGACAAGAACACACGUUGAAGGCGCCACUGCGGCCGGUACUGGUCGCAGGUAGUGGGUUCGGUGAUAAAAAGAUUUAUUUGUAGCAAAUAAAUCCUUUAUAGUGCCCACAUCAAAAUUCUGUGGCUAUCGCAUCCUGGCAGGUAAUAAGGGUAAUAGAGGAAACACAGGCCUGGAGGGAUCCGUCCGCAGAUAGUCGAAGGUCCAGCUCCUUCCCCAGCUUCAGACGUCACGACGAAGCCUCGACACCUGAAAAACUGAUAGAUAAUCAAAAUUCCUUCAAAUAAAAUUAGGUAGAUAAUGCAGUUAAAGGUCGAUGAUAUCAAAUCAACUGUUAUAAUAAACAUACUUAACUCUUUAAUAUUAAAGAACACCAAAAUCACAGAUAAUAUAAACUUAUAUUCAAAGAUAAUAAGUAAUCCAAAAUCAAUUAGCCAAUGCAACAUAAGCAUAAUCGUUAAUAUCUCUAUAAUCAAUCAGUAUAAAUAAGUGGCAUUAGUUCAUAUAUCAGUGGAUCCUUUAAAUUGUUGCAAUGAAAUUGUUUAUCGCGCUGCUAGUUGUGGUGGCCACUGUUCAGGCCAAGGUCUUGCCCUCGCAUACUGCUUAUGGAUACUUGGAGAGGUCUGCUGCUGAGUUUGACAAGAGGCGUGAAGCCGAAGAAAGGUUUCUCAGCAGUAGAAUCGUUGGUGGUGUCGCGGCUGGAGCGGGACAAUACCCUUAUCAGGCUGGCCUUUUAAUCGACCUUGUCGGCAUUUCUGGCAACGCGGUCUGCGGUGCUACUCUAAUCAGCCCAUCCAGGCUUGUAACUGCUGCCCACUGCUGGUAUGAUGGGAGACACCAGGCCUGGAGGUUCACCGUCAUCCUUGGCAGUGUCACUCUCUUCCAAGGUGGCAUCAGGAUCCAAACCAGUGCUAUGAGGAAUCAUCCAAACUGGUUCCCACAACUAGCACGCAAUGAUAUUGGCGUCAUAUAUCUAAGCUCUAACGUAGCCAUUUCAAAUCUCAUCGCACCCGUGGCUCUUCCGUCUGGCGCUGAACUGCUUGAAAACUUCGUGGGCUCUACUGCUAUCGCAUCUGGAUUCGGACUCACUAGUGACUCUGCAAACAUCACGACUAGCCAGUACCUGAGCCAUGUGAGCCUUAACGUGAUCACCAACUCGGUGUGCGGUUACGCGUUCCCCUUCAUACUUCAACCGAGUAACCUUUGCACAAGUGGCGUCGGAGGCGUGGGCGCCUGUCGCGGUGACUCAGGUGGUCCUCUAGUCGUCACUAGGAAUAACAGACGCAUUUUGAUUGGCGCUACCUCCUUUGGUUCAGCUCUGGGCUGCACAGCCAACUUACCGUCGGUCUUCGCCAGAAUCACAUACUUCAUCGAUUUCAUCAAUCAGCAUUUGUAAACAUUGUACCUUUUUCUAUCAUAAAAGAGAACAGAAAUACAUUAUGAAUUCUUUGUUAUUUUAUAAACACUUAUUUUAUAGUCUUUAUUUAUUUAUCCUUUAUUUUCAGGACCAGCUAUCAUUGUCCUACUAAUAAUAUAAACGUGGAAGUUGUUUUGAUGUUUGUUUUUGAGUGAGUCAGUCAAUUUGGAUGAAAAUACCGACAUUUAUACUAGUUAAGUACUUACUACACUUUUUACCCCGGAAAAUGUUAGGUGCAUGUGGGAUUCUCAAAAAACUAACUACAUAACGCGGACUAACUCGUACGCGGCAGCUGGUACAAAAAAAAAUUUUUUUCCUCUAUGAUAAACUGGCAGUCAUCAUCAGUCUACAAAUUUCCACACUGCUUGGACAAAGCCCUUCCUUUCCUAUGGAUAAAAUAGGAAGGUUCAGGCAUGGCCAUCAAGCAGGUCAAGUACGGUUUGCGAGUUGGAGAUGCUUUUCGGAACACGGAAGAGCGCUAUAUAGACAAUCAAUGGAUAUUCCCACAGGAUAUUCCCAUUGUUUGACUGCUAUUACUAAAGUUAUGUAACGAGUUCUGUGACUUCCACAAUAUAAACCAAACAACACAAACAUAUCGACAUGAGUGCAUGAAUUGCAAAAUCGUCUAUUUCAAAAGUACGUCGUAGAGUUAGUAACCCUGCUCAUCAAUUUUAGCGUUACGAUCAGGUACAAGGUGGAUUUCAACAAACUCAGCUGUAGUGGUUUUCUGUGAGCGAGCGAGAUCGAAUUCAACUAUUCGAGUUCGAUAUAAUUCGUACUCGGUACUCGGCCGGUAGGAGAACUAUCGGACGAUAAAAACGCAGCUUAUGUGUGUGUGUGCAAGGUUGAUAUAAUAUUUAUAAAUAACUAAUAAAAGGAACUGACAUUUUUUCUUGGUGUUUGAUUGUAUUUCAUUUUUGACAGUCAAAACAUGGACAAUAGCAAAAGUAUAAUACCUCG
Chilo suppressalis (striped riceborer) is the source of this 3562-nucleotide messenger RNA. The record is from the annotation of a GenBank genome assembly. Lineage: Eukaryota; Metazoa; Arthropoda; Insecta; Lepidoptera; Crambidae.